Solanum tuberosum (potato) is the source of this 1893-nucleotide messenger RNA. RefSeq names its product abscisic acid 8'-hydroxylase 4-like. Gene Ontology annotation, biological process: sterol metabolic process. Gene Ontology annotation, molecular function: heme binding; (+)-abscisic acid 8'-hydroxylase activity; iron ion binding. The transcript has 10 exons. Lineage: Eukaryota; Viridiplantae; Streptophyta; Magnoliopsida; Solanales; Solanaceae. Bases 111 to 1613 code for a protein of 500 amino acids. The record is from RefSeq and is a predicted model, not a curated record.
CUUCCUAUAUAUAGGGACAACUCUUUCUCACUAUUUAACUAAUCCAUCAAAACAAAAGAAAUAAAUAUAAUAUAAGAUUGCAAAGCACAACACUAAACUUCUCCAUUUAGAUGGAGAAUAUUUCUUGUUCCAUUCUUUACGUCCUUCUCUUUCUUAUAGCUCUUCUCUUAUACUAUCAUAUUUCAUUAAAGAAAUCAAAAUGGAGAAACUUACAAAAAGCAAAGCUGCCUCCUGGUUCAAUGGGCUGGCCGUACAUAGGGGAAACUCUCCAACUGUACUCUCAAGAUCCAAGUGUCUUCUUUGCUAGCAAACAAAAAAGGUAUGGUGAUAUAUUCAAAACACACAUUCUUGGGUAUCCUUGUGUUAUGCUAGCUAGUCCUGAAGCUGCCAGAUUCGUGCUGGUAACUUACGCUCACUUGUUCAAACCAACGUACCCUAAGAGCAAAGAGAGGUUGAUUGGCCCUUCUGCUUUGUUCUUUCACCAAGGAAACUACCAUUCUCGACUAAGGAAGCUGGUUCAGAGCUUGCUAGCUCCUGAAGCUCUUCGUAAACUAAUUACUGAUAUAGAGGACUUGGCUAUUUCUUCCUUGGAAUUAUGGGCGGAAAAAAACCAAACCAUCAAUACAUUCAGUGUGAUGAAGAAGUUCUCCUUUGAAGUAGGCAUUCUUGCUAUAUUUGGUCAUCUGGAUGCUAAGUACAAAGAGGAGCUCAACAAAAACUAUUCCAUAGUAGAAAAGGGCUAUAACUCUUUCCCUACGAACUUACCCGGAACUGCUUAUUACAAAGCUAUGGUGGCAAGGAGGAAGCUUAAUCAGAUUCUUAGAGAGAUAAUCAGUGAAAGGAAGGAGAAAAAAACGGUAGAGAAAGAUCUCUUGUGUCAUCUGUUGAAUUUCAAAGAUGAGAAAGGGAAGAAUUUAACAGAAGAUCAAAUUGCUGACAAUGUCAUCGGAGUACUCUUUGCCGCCCAGGACACAACAGCUAGUGCUUUAACAUGGAUUCUUAAGUACCUCUCUGAUGACCAGAAACUUUUAGAAACUGUUAAGGCAGAACAAAGAACAAUUUACGAAUCAAAUGGAGGAAAGAAGCCGUUGACAUGGGCUCAAACAAGAAAUAUGUCACUAACUUACAGGGUCAUUUUAGAGAGCUUAAGGAUGUCAAGCAUUAUAUCUUUCACCUUUAGAGAAGCUGUGGCUGAUGUAGAAUACGACGGUUACUUGAUUCCAAAAGGUUGGAAGGUCAUGCCACUAUUUAGAAACAUUCAUCACAAUCCAGAAUUUUUUGCCGACCCUCAAAAUUUUGAUGCUUCCAGAUUUGAGGUUGCUCCCAAACCCAAUACCUACAUGCCAUUUGGCAACGGUGCCCAUGCUUGUCCUGGAAAUGAACUUGCCAAACUGGAGAUGCUGAUUUUGAUUCAUCAUUUGGUUACCAAAUUUAGCAGAUUCAAAAGUUUAAGCCAACAGGUGGGGAAUACCAAAGCAUCGGGACUUGUCUAUAAUAAUGGGUGGGAAGUCGAAGUUUCCAAAGGAGCAGUACAGUAUAGCCCAUUCCCAAUACCUCAGCAUGGACUCCCAUCUAGGUUCUGGAAGGAAACAAGAAGCCAAAGAGAUCCCUAGAAAACAAGAUGCCACCUGAUAAAAACUAAUACUAGCAACAGAAAAGAAAAAAAAAACAGACGAUACCUCUGAACUUAGUUUACUGUUUCUGGUGAAACUCAUCCGAGCAACUUUUUUGUUUGCUGGGUUCUAUUUUGUUCCCUUCGAUGAAAUUGUACUAUAAAAUUAUUAGUAUGUAAAGUCAAUCACAUUAUCUAACAAAGACAGCAAUGUCUUUUCUGGCUAAAUUGUGACAUAAUGUAUUCCAAGAUUAUUACUAACUCUGUCCUAUAACAACUUA